Molecule: messenger RNA, 855 nt
Organism: Gongylonema pulchrum
Lineage: Eukaryota; Metazoa; Nematoda; Chromadorea; Rhabditida; Gongylonematidae
Source: the annotation of a GenBank genome assembly
AUGAAGCCAGCAACAACGGCGACGUCAGUAACAGAACAAAGUCCUGGAGCAGAAAUGGAAAGCAAACCAAGUGCGGCCGAAACAAUGGAACGACAUAAAACAUUAGCUGAAGAAAACGUUUAUGUUGGGCUAAUGUUUGGUUCGAAAGCACUUGUACAGUUGGUGACAAAUCCAUGGAUCGGCCCGCUAACGAAUAAAAUUGGGUAUACGAUACCGAUGUUCGCUGGCUUCUGCAUAAUGUUCUUAUCGACAGUUAUGUUCGCAUUUGGUACAUCAUUCCACACGCUUUGGCUUGCACGAGCUUUACAAGGCGCUGGGUCAGCUUGUACAAGCACUUCAGGAAUGGGAAUGCUAGCGCAAGCGUACCCGGACGAUGAAGAGCGUGGCAGUGCCAUGGGUAUAGCUCUCGGUGGACUGGCUCUUGGUGUGCUUGUUGGGCCACCAUAUGGUGGAAUGUUGUACCAGUGGUCCGGCAAGGAGUUACCUUUUUUGCUUCUUGCUCUGCUGGCACUGUUUGAUGGAUCAUUGCAAUUUAUGGUGCUGCAGCCAAGAAUUGAUCGCGGUGAACCGGAAGGAACUGGAUUAAAAGAGCUUGCAACCGAUCCAUACAUUGUGAUCGCUGCUGGAUCAAUAACAAUUGGAAACCUUGGAAUAGCAAUGCUGGAACCAUCACUGCCAUUGUGGAUGAUGGAGUCCUGGCAGGCUGGAUCAUUUGAACGUGGUGCCGCCUUUCUUCCGGCUAGUAUUUCAUAUCUUAUUGGUACCAACAUAUUUGGGCCACUGGCGCAUAAAAUUGGACGGUUUGUCGUUUUUUUCUUUUUUUUGCUGAAGUCAUUUGGAACGGAUUUGGAUUAG